AUGCUCGCGAUUGCGAUGCUCGCGAUAGCGCUGGCCCUCCAGCAGCCGAUCCAAUCGCUCUUGCACUGUGCGAGCCUCCAGGGCGAGAUUCUCGUCAAGCGCGUCGAACUCCAGCUCCUGUCGCUCGCGAAUCUGACGGGCUUCCAGCUCUCGUUGCGCGGCCUCCCCCUGUUUAAGGAGGCGGGCCUCCGACUCAUGUCACUCGCGAAGCUGCCGCGCGCGCAGCUCCUGCCGAGCCCGCGCGGCGUUCUCUCGGUUGUCUCGGAGAAUCCGUUCCUCCUCUGCGGCACGCGCGACACGUGCCGCCUCCUCUUCCUUCUCCCGCCUCCUACGUUCCCGCGUACGCUUGGCCCUCUCCUUCUCCUCCUUGUUCUUCGCCGCGGCACGCCGCUCGCGCAGCUCCGCGUCGAGAUCCUCCUGAGAGAACCGUACGCGCGUGCGUUCUACGACACGACGGGAACGACGACCUUCGUCAUUUCCCCCGCGGUCAUCAUCUCGCGCGCGGCGUCCGCGCCCUUCGGGCGGCGCGGUUCCCUCGAACUCGUCGUCGAGAGGUCGCCUGGGAGGUCCCGAGGUGCGAUCCGAACGUCGCAUCCGGUCAAGUUCAACCUUGGCGCGCGCUUUGCACGCGUAAAGGCCGCGAAUGCGCCCACCGCAAUUCUGAGAAGCUCUGAGAGCGCAGGACCGAUACCCGUUGGGAUUUUGGCUUAUUUCAAAUGUUGA
Micromonas pusilla CCMP1545 is the source of this 723-nucleotide messenger RNA. RefSeq lists its product as uncharacterized. Lineage: Eukaryota; Viridiplantae; Chlorophyta; Mamiellophyceae; Mamiellales; Mamiellaceae. The coding region runs from base 1 to 723 and encodes 240 amino acids. The record is from RefSeq and is a predicted model, not a curated record. The transcript has a single exon.